Messenger RNA from Juglans microcarpa x Juglans regia, 2340 nucleotides. RefSeq names its product phosphatase IMPL1, chloroplastic. Gene Ontology annotation, biological process: phosphatidylinositol phosphate biosynthetic process; signal transduction; inositol metabolic process. The transcript is spliced from 11 exons. NCBI's taxonomy places the organism in Eukaryota, Viridiplantae, Streptophyta, Magnoliopsida, Fagales, Juglandaceae. Bases 230 to 1351 code for a protein of 373 amino acids. Gene Ontology annotation, molecular function: inositol monophosphate 1-phosphatase activity. The record is from RefSeq and is a predicted model, not a curated record.
AUAGUGCGUGCAAGUGGGAGAAUAGUACCUGAAACGCGAGAAAAAACAAACCAAAAUCAACGAACAAACAAACAAAAGAAGAAUCGAAGAGAAUACUUCCCUCAUCUUCAUCCGAUACUGUUACAAGUUCUGUGGCACAAGCACAGUGUCCCAAUAGCUCAAAAGCUCCAAUACAUUGCACAGAAACUCGAGAAGUCUUGGAGUUUCGUUCAAUCUUUAUCCAAUUCAAAUGGGCAGGUCCAUGGUCUUCUCCCCAAGUAUUCCUCUGAGAUUUUCUCAAAUACCCAGAUCAGUUCCAUCACCAAUUCAUGAAAACCCGCGUCUUUCAUUGCUUUUUAGCAAGAAAUUUCAGCACGGGUUUGGAGGAAUUCGGUUUUUGAAGGUCAAACCCAUAAGAGAACUUUGCACAAAGGCAGUGUUAUCAGAAAUCCCCAACCACAAACAGUACCCAAAGAUAGGUGCCCAAUCAACUGGACACAUUCCACCUAGUCAGCUCAUUCAGGUGGUUGAAUCUGCUGCUAAGACUGGUGCUGAGGUUGUGAUGGAUGCUGUUAAUAAGCCUCGAAAUAUCACAUAUAAAGGACUCACUGAUUUGGUGACCGAGACGGAUAAGAUGAGUGAAGCUGCUAUUUUAGAAGUUGUUAAAAGGAAUUUUGGAGAUCACCUCAUUCUUGGGGAGGAGGGAGGGGUUAUAGGAGACACUUCAUCCGAUUAUCUCUGGUGCAUUGAUCCUUUAGAUGGAACAACAAACUUUGCUCACGGUUAUCCUAGCUUUGCUGUUUCUAUUGGAGUUCUAUUUCGAGGGAAACCUGCCACUGCUGCUGUGGUAGAGUUUGUUGGGGGCCCAAUGUGUUGGAACACCCGCAUAUUUUCUGCAACUGCUGGUGGGGGAGCAUUCUGUAACGGUCAAAAAAUUCAUGUGAGUCAAACUAAUCAGGUGGAGCAAUCCCUUCUAGUGACAGGGUUUGGGUAUGAACAUGAUGACCCAUGGGCUACCAACAUGGAUUUAUUUAAAGAAUUCACUGAUGUCAGCCGGGGCGUAAGAAGGCUUGGGGCCGCUGCAGUGGACAUGUGUCAUGUAGCUUUGGGGAUUGCAGAAGCCUACUGGGAGUAUCGUCUAAAGCCAUGGGAUAUGGCAGCUGGAGCUUUGAUAGUUGAAGAAGCUGGUGGCAUGGUUACUCGCAUGGAUGGUGGAAAGUUUUCCGUGUUUGAUAGAUCUAUUUUAGUAUCCAAUGGUGCGCUGCAUGAAAAGCUUUUGGAGAGAAUUGGACCUGCAACAGAGAAAUUGAAGAGAAAAGAAAUUGAUUUCUCAUUGUGGUACAAGCCUGAAAAUUAUCAUGCAGAUCUUUGAGAUACCAAGAUUUCUGUCUUCUGUUGUCAACUCUGCUAGAAAGAUUUCUGCGCUGCAGGUGUGGUCCAUUGUACUCUGAAUUAUUGUUACUUCUCUUGCGAUCUCCCAACUGCUAUGGUUCCCUUUUUUUAUUAGUCAAUAUACUCUAGCUUGCGAGCACGCAGAUCAUAAGAUAUAGUCAGCAUGGUAUAUUGGCAUAUAUUUGAAACUAUCAGAUUCUCUGGACAAAAUGUUUAUCCUGCUAUAUCAUCGUAAUGUGAUCAAUAUGAAAUUGGAUUAAAUGGACACUAUGUUUAUGAACUGUAGGCUGUCUCCUGCUAUAGAUCAACUUAUCCUCUCUCUCUCUCUCUCUCUCUCACUCACACACACAGUAUUUUACCUAUUGUAAUAGACAUUUUCAGAAAUGACAAAUCCCCAUAGUUUUAAGCAUUAAGCUCUUGGAACUUCACUGUUACCUUAUAUUUCCUUCAUUAGUUGAAGUAGCGUAGAAUGACCAGCUGAAAACUUUUGCAUGGGUUGGAGAAUGGAUGGACUGGAUGAAACUCAGUUGUAACAGGCUGGAAAUGGCUGUACUGGCAAGAAAAAGCUCUUCAUUGUGUUGACCCAGGUCUCCAGAGAACUUGAGAAAGAAGAAAAUUAGAGUGAAGGGAGUGCGGUUAUGAUGCUAUUGCCGGUGAAGAAUCUAUGAAAGAUGCUGAUGAAGGAAAAGAUGAUAUUUAGCCUCUUUUUUUUUAUUAGUCACCAUGUAUUAAGUCAUGGCAUGAUGUAUCACUGGAAAACAUACAUCAGUAACUCUUUGUACCCAUUAUAAGAGCAAGCAUGCUUAUGUUUUGUGAUUGUGUUUCUGGGUAUAUUCCCUUCUCCAUGUGUAAGGAUUGUAAGCUUUACUUCCUCUGAUAGAAUUCUUUGUAUAUGAGAUUUAUAGAUGUAUGAUGCAGUAUGAUCAUGCAACUUCAUUUUGCUUAUAUACACACAUAUUCUUUCUUCCA